CAAAUGUCAAUGAUCAUAUAUAUUAUGUCACUUUAAUCAUUGAGACACUGUCAAACAGAGAAAUUAGAAUUUCUUGAAAAAUUGUAUGGUUAAAUUGGAAAGAUUUACAUUUUACAAUGAUGUCAAGUGUUUCUAUGUGCCGAUGCUGCAUGCUGCGCCCACCGGAUAAGAACUUAAAAGCGUCAUAUACAUCGUUAGGCAAAUCUGAAGUGUACGCUGAUAUGCUGAAGGACUGUUUUGAAAUACAUAUGCUAGUGAGUGAUGUGGAGGGUGAUGGCGGGAUCUGCGAGGUGUGUAUCACGCGGCUGCGCGACGCGUGCGACUUCAAGCAGCAGGUGCAGCGCUGCCUGAAAAACAUACAGCUGCAGGCCACACUAAUGCUAAAAGACGAAAUAGCGACGAAGGUGAAAUUAGAACUUUCGGAAGAAGACGACGACAAUGGAAUAUAUUUUUUAGAUGUGAAAGAAGAGAUGUCUGACUACGAACAUUUAAGAGAUGAUGAUGAUGAGGAAGAAAAGAAUUUGGCCGAGAUGCUCGGCUUCAAUGACAUCACGGUGAAAAGAAAACACGUCGAGCAGAAAAACAGUUCGAGCAAGAAACGCGCCAUCAUGGCAGACACAAGUAUAGAAAAGAAAGCGAAAAAAAUCAGCACUGGUCCCUUAAAAAUAUCAAUCAGAGCUCUCUCGGAAAUGAACAAGAUCAUAAAACCUGCGAAGGUUUUGCCUAACAUACGAUUUAUCAAUGAUAGUAUGAAGCACAAAUUGAACAUAGACAACAUUCUCAAAUAUUCAAACUGUACGCCUUUUUCUAACAAAACACUGGCGGGAAUCGUCUGCGCUUAUUGUAAAGAAACAUUUCAAAAAAUUGAAGAACUAAGAAAUCAUACGAGAGAAAACCACAAUGGCGUUGAUUUGAUCGACAAAAAGAGGAUGGACAAAAAUAAUCUGUCGGUAAAAAUGGACAUCACUGAUUUAAAAUGCAGUACUUGCAUGGCGAGCUUUGACGUCAUAACCAAUCUGAAGAAACACUUGAGCAAAGAACACGAUGUGAAAUUUUAUUCCGACGUGCAUGACUAUAUUCUAGAAUUUAAGUUGACUGAUAGUGAAAUGUUGAAUUGUGCGCUUUGUAAUUCCACAUUCGAGACAUUUAAAAUGCUGUUGCAGCACAUGAACGGACAUUACCGAAAUUAUAUCUGUGAGGUUUGCGAUUUAGGUUUUAUAAAUAAACAUCGUCUUAAAAACCAUCAAAGAACACACGAAAUCGGCAGUUUCAAUUGUACGUUUUGUGACAAAGUGUUCAGCACUCGAGUUAGAAAGAUGUGUCACGAGAAGUACACUCACAACUCUGGCGCCCGGUACACGACGAACUGUCCGCAUUGCGAUCAAUCUUUCACGAGUUAUUACCAAAGGAAUAGGCACAUGUUCAAAGAACACAACAUGGUUGCGGCCUCUUAUAAAUGCAAUAUAUGCGACAAGUCAUUUAUUCUGAAGUCGAAGCUCACGGCUCACAUAAAGAAAGUUCAUUUGAUGGAGCGGAAUCACAUUUGUGCCGAGUGCGGGCAAGGAUUCUUUAUCAAGCAAUCUCUGGACGAGCAUAUGAUAAAACACAAUGGGGAAAGAGUGUUUAAAUGUACAGUGUGUCCUAAAGCAUAUGCCAGGAAGAAAACCUUGAGAGAACAUAUGAGAAUUCACAACAACGACAGGAGAUUCAAGUGUGGUAUAUGCGCUUUGGCAUUUGUUCAGAAAUGCAGUCUCAAAAGUCACAUGUUGUCAAACCAUGGCAUUACACUGGCUGAGUACGAGACCUCUAGAAGUGAUUUAUGUAGCCCGGAGAGCCUUUGAGUGUUAAAUAAAAGUAGAAUGGGAAGGGAAAGAACUGGUUGUAUUCCUGAGGGAUAUACUAUAAUAAUAUAUAAGUGAUAUAAUCUGUUUAUGGAUUAAGCCGGUUCUCUUGCGAUCAUUACAAUAGGCCCUGCGUUUAGUCUGUUUUCUAACACAGUGGCGUCGCCUAAAUAUUUGAACAAGCAACAUGCUGGAGCCCAAGAUGUAGGAACUAUUAUUUUGUAAUAACGUAACUAUUGCUAGUCAACUCGAUAACUUAGUAUGUGCAAGGGAAGGUGUUGUAAAUGGUAUUAGGUAAGCCAAUGAUAGAUAAGAUCACACUAUUUGUGUCGCAAUCGAUGUCAUUUAUACCGUCAAAACCAGUAAUUGGGCGCUAGCUAUGAAACAUAGCAUGCACGAACAGGCACAAUAUAUCUUUUGGCACCUAUUUAUUGAAACAACAAACCAAACAGCGCAAGAGACCCGGCAACAGAUGUAUCAUAAAAAAUACUUAUAUGUAAAAUAAAAGUGGGUUCAUCUUCUAGUUUAAUAUCAUUGUUAGUCGUGUAGAAUGACAAACUAAUUAAAUUGUGAGUUUCAACGUGUAUCAAUAAAGAUAACAUUCAGUAGAUUCUCCCGAUACCUUGUGUCUGACCUGUCACUAUAGUCUCGGGAUAUGGUGUAGCUACAAUUUCAAAUCUAAGAUGAACAAGCUGUGUUAGUAAGACUAGACUGUGUACGUAAUGUUGGUAAUUUUUAAAACGAAAUACAUGUCCUUAAGCGGGCUGUAGGUUAGCAAGAAAACUUGCAGAAGUUAU
This is a messenger RNA of Manduca sexta (tobacco hornworm), 2638 nucleotides long. RefSeq names its product zinc finger protein 43. Gene Ontology annotation, cellular component: nucleus; chromosome. The transcript is spliced from 5 exons. Lineage: Eukaryota; Metazoa; Arthropoda; Insecta; Lepidoptera; Sphingidae. The record is from RefSeq and is a predicted model, not a curated record. Gene Ontology annotation, biological process: regulation of transcription by RNA polymerase II. Gene Ontology annotation, molecular function: zinc ion binding; chromatin insulator sequence binding. The coding region runs from base 117 to 1841 and encodes 574 amino acids.